CCGGGCGCGGGCUGUCUUGGCAGACGCACACCUCGAGUCGCUGUCGCCACCGCCGCUGCUGCUUCGGCUGCUGCUUCUGUUAGCGCCGCCGGCCGCCGGGGCCUGGCGGGCUAGUGCACAGGGUCUCCUGCCGGCUGUCAGAACCACACAUAGGUGCCUGUGGCCACCAUGAAGCUGCUGCACUCAGCCCUCCCCGGUUGCUUCCUGUUGAUCCUGCUGGGCUUGUGGAGGGCCGCUCCUGAGGCUUACGCUGCGUCCACGGCCACGCCAAGCCUCAGCGCUGCCUCCUUCCUGGGGGACCUCAUGCGUCGCUAUGGCGAAGGUGACAGCCUCACCCUGCGGCAGCUGAAAACCCUGCUGAACCACCUGGAUGUGGUCAUGGACCGGGAGAACGUCAGCCAGCCUGUGUCAGGCCCCAGGAACCUCUCCACGUGUUUCAGUUCCGGGGACCUCUUUGCUGCCCACAACUUCAGCGAGCAGUCGCACAUCGGGCGGCGCGAGUUCCAGGAGUUCUGCCCCACCAUACUGCAGCAGCUCGAUUCCCGCGCCUGCAGCUCAGAAAACCAGGAGAACAAGGAGAACGAGCAGACGGCAGAAGGCGGCCCGAGCGCCCUGGAAGUGUGGGGCUACGGUCUCCUGUGUGUGACCGUAAUCUCGCUGUGCUCGCUCAUGGGCGCGAGCGUGGUGCCCUUCAUGAAGAAGACAUUUUACAAGAGGCUGCUGCUCUACUUCAUAGCUCUGGCGAUUGGAACCCUCUACUCCAACGCCCUCUUCCAGCUCAUCCCCGAGGCUUUUGGGUUCAACCCCCUGGAAGAUUAUUAUGUCUCUAAGUCGGCAGUGGUGUUUGGGGGCUUUUACCUUUUCUUUUUCACAGAGAAGAUCUUGAAGAUGCUGCUGAAACAGAGGAAUGAGCACCACCACGGGCAUAGCCACUACACGUCGGACACGCUGCCCUCCAGGAAGGACCAGGAGGAGGGCGUCACGGAGAAGCUGCAGAAUGGGGACUUGGACCACAUGAUCCCCCAGCACGGAGACGGCGAGCUGGAUGGCAAGGCCUCUGCCGUGGACGAGAAAGUCAUCGUGGGCUCGCUGUCCGUGCAGGACCUGCAGGCAUCGCAGAGCGCCUGCUACUGGCUGAAAGGCGUGCGCUACUCCGACAUCGGCACGCUGGCCUGGAUGAUCACGCUCAGCGAUGGCCUGCACAAUUUCAUCGACGGGCUGGCCAUCGGCGCCUCCUUCACCGUGUCUGUCUUCCAAGGCAUCAGCACUUCCGUGGCCAUCCUCUGUGAGGAGUUUCCACACGAGCUGGGCGACUUCGUCAUCCUGCUCAACGCGGGCAUGAGCCUCCAGCAGGCUCUCUUCUUUAACUUCCUGUCGGCCUGCUGCUGCUACGUGGGGCUGGCCUUCGGCAUCCUGGCUGGCAGCCAUUUCUCUGCCAACUGGAUCUUCGCGCUGGCGGGCGGCAUGUUCUUGUACAUUGCUCUGGCUGACAUGUUCCCCGAGAUGAACGAGGUGGCCCAGGAGGACGAGAGGAAGGGCAGCGCCCUGAUCCCGUUCGUGAUCCAGAACCUGGGUCUCCUCACGGGCUUCACCAUCAUGCUGCUGCUCACCAUGUACUCGGGACAGAUCCAGAUCGGCUAGCGGCCCCCGACUCAGCAGCCCCGGCCCCGGCCCCAGCCCCGGCUCCCGCGAGGCACCACCGAGGAAGCCGUCCCUUUGAAAUCUGCGACUCAGGCUCUGGGCUGGGGUUUGGAUGUCAACUGUUCUCCAAAACCGCUCUCUCCUCGGGCGUGUGCCCACCUGAGACCUGGUUUCUAGGGAGCACCUGGCACCCUUGUCUCUGCCCUUCCUUGCUCACAGAGAUUCGAGCCUCUGAGUGCAGCUUCCAGCAAGAACGUCCUCCCCACCCCCCUUUUUAAAAUGGGUGCCCUGGCUUCUUUCCCUCGGAACCAUCACUGGAGAGAUUAUCAUCUUCCCCCCGCCCACCCUGCAGUGCAAAGUGGAGCCAGCAGUGGCCACUGUCACCUGACCAGAACCACCAGGUGGAACCCAUGGAUUCAGCUGUGUGGAUUCAUGGGGCCUCCGUAGGAGGGUUCGAGAAGGGCCCUUGCCUUAACCUCUCCUCUCUUGAUGCGAAGGCAGGUGUCCGAACCGACACCUUCGGGAGGAGGGCGGUUGGGGAGCAGCCGGGUCAUGUGGGAGGUAGAAGCCGUCAUCCCUACUGGUGGCACGCGGCUUCCAGGUACAUAACCUGAAGUUGCAGGUGCACAGCCUCCGCCCUUUGAGAUCACACUGACAGAAGGCAUGAGCUGUGGUUCCCUCUCCCGCCCCCCAGCCUCUUGUCUGCCACCCUGCCCAGGGAUGCCUCUCGCUGCCUUCCUAGAAGCACAUUUCAUUCAGAGCACAUCGGCCCACAUCUGCGUCCCAGGGCGGACUGCGUGCCAGCUCAGCACUGGGCAGAGUGUCACCCAAAUGAGGCAUGCGCGGUGUGCGCUCUGCCUGCUGAUUCGGAGUGGACUCGGGGGAUUGGCUAAUCCCGUCCGUAAAAGUACCUGUAGUGGCAGACUUUAUAAAGUGCAAAGUCAAGACCUUGGCCCGCCCUCCCCGCAACCCUGCAGAGAUGAUGGCUGCUGGUGGAUUGUGGGGUGGGGCGGGAGGGGUGGCGCUUUCUCCCUCACCCACGAACUCUGCAAAGCCAAGUCAUGCCCUUGACUCUCUGAUUCUCUCCAGAAAAUGGGACAGACAGGCUUUUCUGCGCAGCCGCAGGGCGCAGCCUCGGGCGCCAUGCAUCCUCUCCUCGCGUCUCAGUCUUCCGGGUUGGGGGAUGUAGGGGUGGGGCGGGGGGGUCCAUCUCCAGGUUCACUAGGUGAAUUGACUUAUUGUUAUCAUAUUGAUAAUGUGCGAUUCUUCUGCCACUUUGGGGAGCUCGGCUCUCUCCUGAAGCCUUUCUCUGUGGUGCCCACCAUUGUAGCCCAGAGGCUGUAGUUCCAAGACCGGCUCGGAUGCGCCACUGGGCCGGAGUGCCCAUUCACGGCCAAGGCCCGAGGCUUUCUGUCCUAACACAGAAGAGCUGAGCUGUGCGCCCUCGGUCGUGCCAGGCGGCUGUGUCGAUGGCCUGUCUCUUCCGGGAUAACAUCCGUCUAAGCCGAAGUACUCUGGGGUGUGAGCGGGGAAGACUGCCCGGGGCCAGCUCAUAGGUUUGGUUUGGUUUUCUUUUCAUGGACCGACUGUGAUGAAAAGUGGCUGGUCUUCCUUCGCGUGGCUAGAUCUGAGAAUACGCUGACGAAGGAGAAAACCUUUGGCGACCAAAAUUCUAGAUUCCAAAUCUAACUCCUAGGAUUUUGGUCCGGUCGUACCAAAGAACCAAUCGCUCGCAUGUCGGAAUCUUUAGCCUUUUUUGGCGUGGUGUGUGUUAGAAUUGUUACUAUUAUUUUCUCUUUCUCUCUUUUCUUUUUUUUUUUUUUUUCCUCCAAGUGCGCCCCGGAGCUGGCAGAAAGUAAUUACUCAAGAUGCAGAAAGAUUCUCCAAGAUUCCGCUUUCUUUAAUUCACCUUGAUGUGUCAAGUUCAUGAUUUUAGCAAUUCCCUGUAGGCGCCGUCAUUCAUUCCACACACACCUGCACCCUUUGUCCUGGAGUAGAGUACUAAGUUAGAGGUGAUGGUUCGUAGUGUAGGGGCUGAAAGAUAGACGCUUUAGCAAACGGAGCAACACAAGAGGAACUAGGAGACUGCUCGCCGGUCCUGCGGACACCUGCGUGAGUUCGAGACCCGGCCUCCCGUGCAGCCUGGGGGGGACGGGGGAAGGCUCUUUAUGGUCCCAUUGCCGGCACAGAGGCCAGCUCAAGCUUAGGAUGUGGGGAGAGAAGCUCAAAGCGAGAGGCUGCCAAGGGCGGUGGAUCUGCCUCGCGAGUCAGAAACGUGGCCAUUUGACUUUUGCGUUGAACUUGCCGUUUGAAGCAUCCCUAUGCAGCAGUCCAGGGCGCAGUGAGGCGUCCCGGGGACUUGGCGCACCCCUGCCAUCACCCUUCCUUUUCCCCGGGCGGAGCAAGGGCAACUCAUGUGCCAGAGGCCGAGGCAGGGUUGUGCUACCUACCCCCAACCCCCCCCACAGGUUGUUUCUGUCCCGCCCCCUUCCCCCGGUCUUGAUGCUUUCCGUCGACUUGGGGGUGGGGGGACAAUUUCUCAUUGGUGGUUUUCAUUCAGUUUGAAAGAGAAGAGCUCUGUGCGUGAGUAGCCCGAGACCCGCGUUCCUAUGUCCUUGUCCCAAGGAGGUGAUGACAUGCCGGAACCUGCUUUAGACCGAGUCCUGUUUCUACAAAGAGGGUAGUUUUUUAUUGUUCGUAUUCCCUUCACAGCUCUGCAAUUCCAUCACAGUGUUUUUAUUUUUAAAUUAACUCAGGUGUUGCGAGAAGAGACUAGCAAAGAAAAUAACUUAUGUGGACUGUAAAUGUUUAUUUGUAAGGUUCUAUAAAUAAAGCUAUAUUCUCUAA
Molecule: messenger RNA, 4488 nt
Organism: Ochotona curzoniae (black-lipped pika)
Lineage: Eukaryota; Metazoa; Chordata; Mammalia; Lagomorpha; Ochotonidae
Gene: SLC39A14
Product: solute carrier family 39 member 14
Exons: 9
Coding region: 169-1641 (490 amino acids)
Biological process (GO): intracellular zinc ion homeostasis; zinc ion import across plasma membrane
Cellular component (GO): membrane
Molecular function (GO): zinc ion transmembrane transporter activity
Source: RefSeq, a predicted model, not a curated record